Messenger RNA from Galeopterus variegatus (Sunda flying lemur), 476 nucleotides. RefSeq names its product von Willebrand factor A domain-containing protein 3B-like. The record is from RefSeq and is a predicted model, not a curated record. NCBI's taxonomy places the organism in Eukaryota, Metazoa, Chordata, Mammalia, Dermoptera, Cynocephalidae. The transcript has 4 exons. The annotation marks the transcript as partial.
CAGCAGAAAUUGCAAGGAAAUUCAACAAAGAAAAUCAAAUCCAAAAAACCAGACCACCUCAAAGGCCAGAAGGUUAUUGCAAGAUGUGAUGAAAAUGGCUUUUAUUUUCCAGGGGUUGUGAAGAAGUGUGUGAGCCCCACCCACGCACUGGUGAGCUUCAGGUAUGGAGACACCAAGGUUGUGCCCACCUCGUUCAUCACGCCUGUGGGGGGUGCCAUGCCCUGCCCAAUGCUCCAGGUUGGAGAUUAUGUGUUUGCCAAAAUUGUGAUCCCCAAAGGAUUUGACUUCUAUGUCCCUGGCAUUGUCAUAGCACUUCCCAAUCAGGAUGCAUCCUCAGAAAAAUUGUACACAGUUUUGAAGUGCAACAAUCGGAGAGAAUUUUGCCCUCGGAGUGCACUUAUUAAGAUCAGCCAAAACAAGUAUGCUCUCUCUUGCUCUCAUAUAAAAUCGCCCCCCGUUCAGGAGGAUCCAAAAAA